Dissoconium aciculare CBS 342.82 is the source of this 1074-nucleotide messenger RNA. Its product is annotated as HCP-like protein. The coding region runs from base 1 to 1074 and encodes 357 amino acids. Gene Ontology annotation, molecular function: protein binding. NCBI's taxonomy places the organism in Eukaryota, Fungi, Ascomycota, Dothideomycetes, Mycosphaerellales, Dissoconiaceae. The transcript has 4 exons. The record is from RefSeq and is a predicted model, not a curated record.
AUGCCAGGCCUUAAGGACCUCCUCAAAAAGAAAGACAAGAUCGCCAAAGAGGCGCAUAACAACUCCAACCUCGCAGUUCCGGAGUUUCGGUUCAUCAGAUCCACAACGGAAUCCGAAGAGUCGAUUCGUCCACCUUCAUUCCCCGGCGAUGAGCCUUAUGGCAAAACAACAACAGGAUCCGACGCGACUUUCGCAGCCGACGGCUCGGGUCAAUUGACUCCCUCCAAAGUCAAGGGAGAACGCAGACUAUCAUCACGACUGCAUCUCGGCCGAGAUCGCCGAUCACGAUCUGUCUCUCGAGAAUCCAGUGUCAAUCUCCCCGAUCAUCUACCUGAUGCGCCCGAGAAUCUCCCUGCGCCAGCCAGACCUCACGCAUCCGCCGUCGGAGGCGACCAGGCCACAACCGAACAACGAGAAGCACAGUGGGAGAAACGCGCGACCUUACUCGCCAUGAACAACCCGCUCCUCGGCCAGGACGGAUCCGAGAAACCGCGCGGGAGGAGUCGAAGCCCCGGCAUCUCCGACGCCAAAGGCGACGUCAACAUCCAAGAAGCCAUCCGGCUCCACGAGGGAGGCGACUUGACCGCAUCCUCGAACAUGUUCGGCCAACUCGCCGACCCGCGGGGUGCGAACAAUGCCCUCUCGCAAGUCCUCUACGGACUGGCGCUACGUCACGGCUGGGGCGUCCCUGUGGAGCCCGAAAGGGCGAUUCAUUACCUCUCGCUCGCGGCGUCGAAUUCGGCGUCCAUCGAGCAGGAAGCGCUCGCUUCGGGGAUGAAGAAGGGCGGCGCCGCCAAGGGCGAGUUAGUCCUGGCUAUGUUCGAGCUGGCGAAUUGCUUCCGGCACGGGUGGGGCGUGAAGAAGGAUGCGGUUGCGGCGAGACAGUAUUAUGAUACUGCAGCCAAUCUUGGUGAUACGGAUGCCAUGGAGGAGGCGGCUUGGUGUUACAUGGAGGGCUUUGGUGGUGCUAAGGACAAGUUCAAAGCCGCUCAAUAUCUACGACUAGCGGAGGAGAAAGGCAGCAAGACUGUCGGCAACUCAUGGAUCUGGAAGGAAAAGUACAAUCCAAAAUAG